AUGGUGGUACGAGGAGUAAAGGCUGUGGCUCAGGCCAGGAACGGUGUCGGGGCAUUCAUUCUGCAAUGCAAGCGAUUGGAUUUUACAUAUUGCGACUGGGCAGGCAGCUCCAAAGGCAUGCUCUCCUUUCUUAAAGAAGAACUCCCAGCCUUCGCCCGCGAAAACCCCCAGAUCGAAAUCCGCGUUUCCCCGCGACCAGCCAAACACCCCUUCGUCAGAGGCCACUACAUAAACGGCCGUGAAAAGGCAAUAAGCGUUCGCAAUUUCAAGCCCGACGAAAUCAUGGAAAAGGUCAACUUGCUCAAACAGGCCAGUGGUGAAAAGUUGAAGAGACAGAAGAAACCGGUCACGAGUCUCAAUGAGAGUGUCAGAGGUAUUUGGUCACCGUAUCACGGUGAUCUUAAGAUGGUUUGA
Messenger RNA from Talaromyces marneffei, 414 nucleotides. RefSeq lists its product as uncharacterized. The record is from RefSeq and is a predicted model, not a curated record. NCBI's taxonomy places the organism in Eukaryota, Fungi, Ascomycota, Eurotiomycetes, Eurotiales, Trichocomaceae. Gene Ontology annotation, molecular function: structural constituent of ribosome. The transcript is spliced from 3 exons. The coding region runs from base 1 to 414 and encodes 137 amino acids. Gene Ontology annotation, cellular component: mitochondrial large ribosomal subunit. Gene Ontology annotation, biological process: mitochondrial translation.